Messenger RNA from Cebus imitator (Panamanian white-faced capuchin), 2052 nucleotides. RefSeq names its product small nuclear ribonucleoprotein G-like. Lineage: Eukaryota; Metazoa; Chordata; Mammalia; Primates; Cebidae. Gene Ontology annotation, molecular function: RNA binding. The transcript has a single exon. The coding region runs from base 1413 to 1667 and encodes 84 amino acids. Gene Ontology annotation, cellular component: SMN-Sm protein complex; catalytic step 2 spliceosome; U12-type spliceosomal complex. The record is from RefSeq and is a predicted model, not a curated record. Gene Ontology annotation, biological process: mRNA splicing, via spliceosome; spliceosomal snRNP assembly.
ACAAGCCUCUGCCUCCAAAAAAGUAAAAUAAAAUUAAAAAUAUAAAUAAAUAAAUGUCCUUUCCCUUAGUGUUACUGAAAAGAUACAAGAGACCUGUGAAAUAGAAGGUGAUUAUGUAAAUUCACAUUUACAUUAUUCCUUCUCAUGAAGCUAUUGUUGGCUCUGGACUGAGGGUUUUUUAAUUUUCUGUUUUUACACUGUACAUGCUUUGCUUGAAGUUUACUUUUUCUUCCUUGAAAGGGUAUUUUGCAUUAUAAUUAGAAAAUGUCAAUUUAAAAAUGCUGGCAAUUUAUGAGUUUAACUUUUAGAUAUAACUUUAACAGAAUAUGUUCUCAAUGGACUGGUAUAUUUCAAACAUUUUGUUGUUGCUAUUCUGAGAUGCACUAGCAGUGACUAUGGGUGAUUCCUUUGGUGCACUUCUGUGAUUAUCAGAAAUUUUUCCCAGUUAAUUUCACUCAAAUUUAAGUAUAUUGUAGGAGUAACUUUAAUAAUUUUUAAAUUGUCUAUCAUGAUGUCACUAUUGAGACUUUCUUGAUUUUGAAAGAAAACAUAAGUUUAUGGAGACUUUUCUCUUUUCAUCAUGUGAACCUCUGGCGAAGGUUGAGUAACUUGGGUUCUGGGCUGACAUGAUUUGUGCUGCUUAGUAAGUUGGCCUCAUCCCUAUUCCUACAAAUUACUUUCAGAUAUUUCACCGUGUGGCUGUGGGAUUCUUUUAUAUUGGGGAAAAUAUUUUGUGUUUAAGGGAUAUGCAACUCUUUUGCUCUUUGUGCUUUCAUUUAGUUCUGUGAGUUAAUUCAAAAUUCAUGAGUGUGUAUACUUAUACAAAUUAGUGUAAUUUGAUAACUGAAAGUUGUAGCGAUAGACUGUGGAAUAUGCCUCAGUUUGACUUACAAAGGAGAGUUUUAGUUUCUACAUGGUUUUGUAUGCAUAGAAAGUUCUGGUGCAAUACAUAGAGUAAACUGGAAUAUGAUAUGAUGCAGUUACCUGGCUUGGGGAGCAGGAAGUGGAAAUAACAAGUGAAUGUUGAGAGACAGUUCACAUCUGAGGAGAGAUUGUUUAAAGUAAUUAAGCCAUAAAAUGUAAUUUGGAAAUGCUCAAUUGGCCUCAAACUGUGGUAAGCAUAUUCACAUGGCAUUAGGAAUGUGUUCCAGAAUGAGAGUGGCCCAUAUUUUAAAGGUCUAGGAAAGCAGCAGAUAAUUUAUAACCUAAAAUUGCAUUUUUUAAAAAAUGUGUUUUUGUUAGAAUGGGCAGUGGGUUUCUUUUAGCAAAUAACAAUUUUGAUUAAACAAAUUGUUGUAUAUUCAUAUUAUGGAGUUCAUAAUAUAGUUAUCUAGUAGCCUAGGAAAAGCUGUCUGUGUACUGAUAUAAUCUUUAAGAUAUAACAAAUAAAGAAGCAAUGUGCAGAACAUGGUAUGUUGUAUGCUUACCUUAGCGUAAAAAAGGGAGACAGAGCUCUGUGUGCCCACAGGGUAGCCAUCAUGAGCAAAGCUCACCCUCACGAGUUGAAAAAAUUUAUGGACAAGAAGUUAUCAUUGAAGUUAAAUGGUGGCAGACAUGUCCAAGGAAUAUUGCGGGGAUUUGAUCCCUUUAUGAAUCUUGUGAUAGAUGAACGUGUGGAGAUGGCGACUAGCGGACAACAGAACAAUAUAGGAAUGAUGGUAAUAUGAGGAAAUAGUAUCAUCGUGUUAGAAGCCUUGGAACGAGUAUAAAUAAUGGCUGUUCAGCGGUGAAACCCAUGUCCUCUCUCCUUAGGGCCUGUUUUACUAUGAUGUAAAAAUUAAGUCAUGUACAUUUUCAUAUUAGUCUUUUUGUUAAAUAAACUUUUCUAAUAGUCAAAAGAGAGGGAGACAGAACAUUUAUAAAAAUCUGUUGCACUAUACAAAACAUGUCUGUGGAAGGAUACCCAAGAAACAUUAACACUCCUUUCCCCUGUGAAAGCAUUUCUCCUCAUCAAAAACCGGGAUAAAAGCAGUGAAAAACCUAUGCUGAAUGCACCUUUUGAAUCUGGAACUAUAUGAAUUUUUCACCUAUUUAAAAACACAUAAAGACUUU